UCUCUCGUCGCCAGAGGGCCGGAACCCGGCCUCCCCUGGGAUUCCAAGCCGUCUCCCCAGCUGGCCCGAGGCUAGUCUCGAGUCUCAGAGGCCCCCGGCCCGCCAGGAGAUGCAGCCCCUGGGAGUGCGACCAGCCGGCAGAGAGAUGCUCCGCAACUCCAGCCUCAGGGAAGGCCUCGUGCAUGUGGAUAAGACCCGGAAGGGGCAGGACAGGGACAGGGAAGGAGUGUGGUUAGGGGCAGGGGGAGCCCUGGCCCCCAAUACCUCCUCCCCCUCCCCCUCCGAGCCUCCGGGGGCCUCAGGCAGCAUCAUCCCUGUCUACUGUGCUCUCCUGGCCACAGUGGUCCUUGGCCUGCUUGCCUACGUGGCCUUCAAGUGCUGGCGCUCACACAAGCAAAGACAGGAGCUGGCCAAAGCUCGGACUGCAGAGCUGGGGGCCCUCGACAGGGACCAGAUGCACGGGGACAGCAGUGUCUUGCGGGACUCUUCCAGCGGUCGGGAGUGCUGUGGCCCCAGCCAGGGGCCACAUCCUGAGCUCGGCUGCCAGCUCUACCUCCAUCUCCCUCGGCAGCAGCAAGAGGAAGUGGAGCGGCUCCUGGGAGGGUCAGGAGAAGCGGACAAGGGCUGGCAGGGCCUGGCGGGCCGCCUGGGCUACCAGGCUGAAGCUGUGGAGAUGAUGGCCGGGAGCCAGGCGCCUGCCUCCGCUCUGCUGAGGGACUGGGCUGCCCGGGAAGGCAGCGGUGCUACCCUCAGGGUGCUAGAGGGCGCCCUGGCCGCCAUGGGCCGUGAGGACGUGGUCCGGGCCCUCGGCCUCCCACCGGAGGGCUGCUCUGUGGUGUGAGCUGCGCCUCCGCAGCCUGGCCUCCCGGGGUGCGGGCCCUGGUGCUACCUACCCUGCCCACCUCACAUGCCUUCCCUUCCGUGGGCUUCCUCGCAUUGGUGGGCUCAGCCUGCUCCGUCUUCAGGGACACAGAGGGUCCAGCCACUCCACACCUCCCCUUGCCCUACCUUCCUUGGAGCCAGAGACCAGGAUAUGGGGGGGGUUGGCAGCAAGCCAUGGCUGGUCUCCCUCCCCCUCCCCUUCCUUUGCCGUAACUGUUGCUCCUUCCUGUGUGUUCCGUAUUAA
Messenger RNA from Phyllostomus hastatus (greater spear-nosed bat), 1126 nucleotides. RefSeq names its product death domain-containing membrane protein NRADD-like. The transcript is spliced from 5 exons. Gene Ontology annotation, biological process: Rho protein signal transduction. Gene Ontology annotation, molecular function: coreceptor activity; nerve growth factor binding; death receptor activity. The record is from RefSeq and is a predicted model, not a curated record. The coding region runs from base 110 to 841 and encodes 243 amino acids. NCBI's taxonomy places the organism in Eukaryota, Metazoa, Chordata, Mammalia, Chiroptera, Phyllostomidae. Gene Ontology annotation, cellular component: plasma membrane; cell surface.